AUGGAGGAGGUGUCACGUCACACAGCUCUUAUCGAUCGCCUCCGCAUCCCCACUGUUCAUCGGUUUAUCGAUCCACGCGGCAAAGGUGCAAUAAUGUGUGACCUCAUUUUUCGUCCAAUCAAAAUCCGCACCGGUUUACCCACCGCCUCAGCUUGGCUACAGAGACUAUACGACUCUGGAAGUGGCCUUAUUGUAAGCACACAGAAGGAUGCUUAUUCCACCUUGUCGUGGUCGAGUAAAUGUGCCAUAUCUGAUAAUCUGCGGGCUGUUUUGCUUCCCCACAACUCCCGCGUCCCCCCUCCCGCCUCCUCAGCCUUGUCAAUGCAAAUCCCACGUGCAUUCCACAAGGUGUGGAGGGAGUUGACGAGUCCACGCAGUCUUCGGACGCUCUUGCGGUCACUGUUAUACCUCGACAGUAACGAGGCCUGGUGUAGACCUGUAGGUCUAACUAGCAUUCCUGAUUGUCACGUCCUCUGCGAGAACCCCCAGUCGCGUUCAGUUGUCGUAGUGUAG
Echinococcus granulosus is the source of this 513-nucleotide messenger RNA. RefSeq lists its product as hypothetical. The coding region runs from base 1 to 513 and encodes 170 amino acids. NCBI's taxonomy places the organism in Eukaryota, Metazoa, Platyhelminthes, Cestoda, Cyclophyllidea, Taeniidae. The transcript has 4 exons. The record is from RefSeq and is a predicted model, not a curated record.